UGGCGAAGAGGAAGCGAUAAGAACUGAGGAGGAGGCAGGAAGGAGAGGAGAGGACCCCCACCUUCUCACUCCAUUUCGUUGUCUUUCUUCGUGUCCUCUGAUUAUUUUAAUCUCCCUUUCUUUCUCCACGUCUCAAUCGGAGUCUGCUGCCUCGUCUUCCUUGCCGUGUAGCUCGCCGUCUUUACCUCGCUCCGUGACUCUCUCUGCAGCCACUCGGUUCCUCGCGCGUCCCUUGGAAGCGGACAGAAGCCGGGAAGGGCGGAAACGAUCUAUUUCUUCAAGGAAGAUUCAUUAUUUAGUUAUAUUGUCUGAUCUGUUUUUGUUCCAGAGGAUGCUGCACGAUUCAUUCUGUUUUAAUUUCAUAAAAGAAUUCUUCCUUCAAUCUCAAAAAUUAUUUUUAGAAUUGCAGGAGGAAACAUCUGUUCUCCAUUGUUGAUCGUCUAGUUGAUCAUGGGGGGACUGCUGGUGGAAGACAUGGCGUAUCCAUGUGGCUCAAACUAUGCUCAAAUCUUCCCCUCCAACAACAAAAAGAGCACUGGUUUCAGUAGCUUCCUUCCACCUUCGGUGGCCGGAUGCGUGGUGGGAGGAGAGGGAGAUCUUGUCGACAUGCCCCCUGAGAACUUUGCCGACGCCGGCGAUGAAGAAAGCGACGAGGACAUCGACAUCGAAGAGCUCGAACGACGCAUGUGGAGGGACCGGAUAAGACUGAAGCGCUUGAAAGAACAGCAGCAGCAGCAGCAGAGCAAAGGCAAGUCGGGCCAAUCCCAAGAACACGCGCGCCGGAAGAAGAUGUCCCGGGCGCAAGACGGAAUCCUCAAGUACAUGCUGAAGAUGAUGGAGGUCUGCAAUGCUCAGGGCUUCGUCUACGGCAUCAUUCCCGAGAAGGGCAAGCCGGUGAGCGGAGCCUCUGAUAAUCUCAGGGCUUGGUGGAAGGAGAAGGUCAGAUUCGAUCGGAACGGACCAGCUGCUAUCGAUAAAUACCGAGCAGAGCACGCCGUUCCUGGCUCUGCCGGCGGAGAUUUCAACUCCGGCACUGCUGCCUCUCAUUCGUUGCAGGAGCUUCAAGACACAACCUUAGGCUCUCUUCUGUCGGCUCUGAUGCAGCACUGCGAUCCACCACAGCGGCGAUUUCCACUCGAGAAAGGAUCGCCGCCGCCGUGGUGGCCUACCGGGCGAGAGCAGUGGUGGGCUCAAUUGGGCAUCCUGAAUGAUCAAGGACCGCCCCCAUACAAGAAACCGCACGAUCUUAAGAAGGCCUGGAAGGUCAGCGUCUUGACGGCGGUGAUCAAGCAUAUGUCUCCUGACAUCGAGAAGAUCCGCCGGCUUGUAAGGCAGUCGAAAUGCCUCCAAGACAAGAUGACUGCCAAGGAGAGUGCGACCUGGCUUGCGGUCGUUAAGCAGGAAGAGGAAAUGUUUAUGAAGUUGCAUCCAGAAGCUCGCCCGCCCGCUUCAACGGGGAGCAGUAUCACCGGAGCAUUCUCCUUCAACUGCUGCGGAAGUGAGUACGACGUUGAAGGUGUCGAAGAAGGCAACGGGAAGUUUGUUAAGUCUGCUCCGGUGAAGGAAGAAACCGAAAUUGAGUUCAUUCAGAAGAGAACUUUUACGGCACCCGAUCCGGGGAUGAACCAGAGGAUCUAUACCUGUGAAAAUGUGGUUUGCCCGCACAACGACGUUCGCCGUGGAUUUCUCGAUAGGAAUGCUAGAAACGGUCACCAGUAUGCUUGCAAGCUUCAGAACACUCUUGUGAAGAACGGCCUUCAAGUGACUGAGAACGAGCCUUUGGCGUAUCCUUUGCUACCGGAUACCGCACAGAAUCCUUCUUCGAUCGGAUCGAGUCACAAUCCGAUCGACAUAUCCGACUUGGGUAUUCCUUCUGAGGGGCAGAAAUCAAUCGAUGAGCUGAUGAGCUUGUACGAAAACAAUAUCAACGGAAUCAAGAACUUCAACGUCGGAUAUUUGACCAUGUUCGAAGAACCGAAUGGCCUUCAUGCUAGAAACAAGAUGCAAUACAACUUAUUCGAACACGGUCCUGGAAUCGGUGGCGACCUCUUUGAAGAAGUCGAUAGCUUGGCGGAUCAACCGCGGUAUGUUCAGGAAAGCGUGGCACACUUUCAGCAACAACUUAACGAAAUGCCCGGAAUGGAAUACUCAGACACUAUGCGAGGGGCUAUCGAGGUUUCUUUGCAGAAGCAAGGUGGAUUCAACUGGUUUUGUUGAAAGAAAGGGCAAUGGAGUUCGAACACACUCUGAAUCUCUCGCCCUACACGUAAUUUUCCUUGUUAUAUCCAUCGCGAACCAAAUAUUACUAUGUUAAGCAUGAUAUUUGCAUUAGUGUGCUUAGUGCCGAUCGAUACUUGUAUCUGAUCAGCUUUAUAAAUAUCCGAUGUUUCAAUAUAUAUUUUGACUGUACUCCUGUCUUUGUUGUAAAUAUUCUAUGAAGUUGAGAUGAAACUAAGAACUUGUUGUCUCAA
This is a messenger RNA of Zingiber officinale, 2471 nucleotides long. Its product is annotated as protein ETHYLENE-INSENSITIVE 3-like 1a. NCBI's taxonomy places the organism in Eukaryota, Viridiplantae, Streptophyta, Magnoliopsida, Zingiberales, Zingiberaceae. The transcript has 2 exons. Gene Ontology annotation, cellular component: nucleus. Gene Ontology annotation, molecular function: DNA binding; DNA-binding transcription factor activity. The record is from RefSeq and is a predicted model, not a curated record. Bases 451 to 2217 code for a protein of 588 amino acids.